Messenger RNA from Anolis carolinensis (green anole), 1285 nucleotides. Its product is annotated as vomeronasal type-2 receptor 26. Gene Ontology annotation, biological process: G protein-coupled receptor signaling pathway. Bases 124 to 1041 code for a protein of 305 amino acids. The record is from RefSeq and is a predicted model, not a curated record. Lineage: Eukaryota; Metazoa; Chordata; Lepidosauria; Squamata; Anolidae. Gene Ontology annotation, cellular component: plasma membrane. Gene Ontology annotation, molecular function: G protein-coupled receptor activity. The transcript is spliced from 2 exons.
CCAAUUUCUGUGUGCAGUGAAAGUUGCCAUCCCGGAUACAGAAGAUCUCUUGCAUCUGGGAAGUUAUCAUGCUGUUUUGAUUGUGUUCCAUGUACAGAAGGAACAAUCUCUAGCCAGAAGGAUAUGGAUCACUGUGAAAAAUGCCCAGAAGAUCAGUAUCCAAGUGACAGCCGUGAUAAAUGCAUUGCAAAGUUGAUUGUGUUCCUUUCAUAUAAUGAGCCUUUGGGAGCUAUUUUAGCUUUUAUAUCAGGGUUUCUUUCCCUCAUCACAGUUUUAAUCCUAGGAAUAUUUUUCAAGUUCCAGGACACACCCAUAGUGAAAGCCAAUAAUCGUGAUCUCACUUUUGUUCUUCUCUUUUCCCUCCUCCUGUGCUUCCUUUGCUCUUUGAUAUUCAUUGGACAGCCAAGUAAAGUUUCCUGCUUCCUACGCCAAACAUUUUUUGGCAUUGUUUUCUCAAUUGCUGUUUCAUCUAUCUUGGCAAAAACCAUCACAGUAAUAUUAGCCUUUUUGAUUAAAAAUCCAGGAAGCACUUGGCAACAUUGGACAGGGAAAAGGCUGACAAAUUCCAUAGUUUUCUUCUGCUCUCUUAUUCAGGUUGUAAUCUGUGGCAUUUGGCUGGUAACAUCUCCCCCCUUUCCAGAUAUGGAAAAGCCAUCAGGACAUGAUCAUAUCAUUCUUCUUUGUAAGGAAGGGUCUAUUUCCAUGUUUUAUGUUGUACUAGGCUACAUGGGCUUUCUCGCCAUAGUCAGUUUCAUUGUAGCCUUCUUCGCCAGAAAGUUGCCUGGAGUUUUUAAUGAAACCAAACUAAUCACCUUCAGCAUGCUGGUGUUUUGCUCUGUUUGGUUGUCCUUCGUGUCAACUUACAUAAGUAAUACGGGCAAAUCCAUGGUGGUAGUGGAAAUUUUUGCAAUCUUGGGUUCCAGUAGUGCUUUACUGGGCUUUAUCUUUUUCCCUAAGUGUUACAUUAUCGUGCUGAGACCUGAGUGGAACAGAAAGACAAAUAUACUUGGAAAAGCAAAUUCACGUUUCAAAUUAUUAUGAGGUGAAUCUUUCAUUUAUCAAACAGAUUUUGUUUGAAGUGAAGUCUUUAAAAGUAUGCCUUACAUUAAAUAUUCAUUCCCAUGAUAGAAAUGUAUGAAUUGAUUAAAUUGAAAUGACAUACAGAAUUCAGGUGUGGAUAUCAAAUCUCUCCUUGUUUCUUUUGCCAUGAGGCACGAUAUACAGAUGGUGACAGUACAUACAAUUCAAUACUUUAAAUAUUUGGACCAUUACCUAUAUAAAAUUG